AAUGAGAGUAGUCAACUAGUCAAGAUAACAUCCGUUACAACCCCAGCGGUGCUCUGCCUCCCCAGCGCCCCAUUCAGAAAAAUGUCUGUUUCUCCGGUCCGAUUCGGAAUCAUUGGAUGUGCAUAUAUCGCCCGGAAACUGUCUCGGGCCAUCAAUCUUUCUCAAAACGCCGUCCUUCAGGCCGUCGGCAGUCGCAGCCUCGAAAAGGCCGAGAAAUUUGCCGCCGAAAACGGUUUCCCGGCAUCCGCUAAGAUCUACGGCAGCUACGAGGCCAUUCUCGACGAUCCCGAAGUCGACGCCGUGUAUGUUCCCCUGCCGACGAGCCUGCACGCCAAGUGGGCCGUCUUGGCGGCGCAGAAGAAAAAGCACUUGCUGCUCGAGAAGCCGGUUGCUCUGAGUGCCGAGGAGUUCGAUACGAUCGUAGAAGCGUGUGAAUCCAAUGGGGUGCAGUUCAUGGACUCUACCAUGUGGAUGCACCACCCUCGCACUGUGAAGAUGAAGGAGUUCCUCUCAAAUCCCGACCUGUUCGGUGAACUCAAAUCAGUGCAUAGCUCUUUCACAUAUGCUGCUGAUCCAGACUUUCUAGAAAACGACAUCCGUGUGAAGCCAGAGCUUGAUGCCCUUGGUGCACUCGGUGAUGCCGGGUGGUACUGUGUCAGGUCCAUUUUGUGGGCUGCUGAUUUCCGACUGCCGAAAACCGUUGUUGCUUUCAGGAACCCCGUCUUCAACAAAGCAGGGGUGAUCAUGGCUUGUGGUGCUUCCUUGUUUUGGGAAGACGGGAAACUUGCAACUUUUGAGUGCUCCUUUUUGUCUAACUUGACAAUGGACCUCACAGCCAUUGGCACGAACGGGACUCUCAAUCUCCACGACUAUGUUAUCCCUCUUGAAGAGAAGAAGGCUUCGUAUUUCACUGGGACAAAAACUGGAUUUGAUGAGCUUGUGACGGCAUGGGAUUCAAAGCCAAGUGAGCACAUUGUCAACACUGACCUUCCCCAGGAAGGUCUCAUGGUGGAGGAGUUUUCGAGGCUAGUCGCCAGUAUUAAAGGCGACGGUGCAUCCAAACUUGAAGAAAAGUGGCCGACCUUUAGUAGGAAGACUCAGCUGGUUCUGGACGCUGUCAAGGCAUCAAUUGAGAAUGGGUUUGAGGCUGUAGAGGUUAUGGGUUAGACAAAUCUAAUGUGUGUGAAUAAAUUCUAUGUCGGGGAAGCUAUGUAAUGCUUUUUACUGGUCUUGAAUAAGCAGUGUAUUGCUCUGUAUUCACUGUCGUGCCUUGUGAUUAUUGAGUUAAAUCCUCGAAGUGACUAACUGUGGUGAAACCGAAUUCUGCUGACAAAUUGAUUGAAACCGAACCGACCA
Cuscuta europaea is the source of this 1356-nucleotide messenger RNA. The record is from the annotation of a GenBank genome assembly. Lineage: Eukaryota; Viridiplantae; Streptophyta; Magnoliopsida; Solanales; Convolvulaceae.